GUUGACUGGGUUCAGUAGAGCCUACGCGGAUAGAUUGGUCAAGUUAAGAAAAAGAAGAUAGAAAAACGAGUGACUGGUGAAAAGUAUUUAUAUAAGGUGCCAACUCUUCGGUGCUUCAGAGAAGAAAGCUAAGCAAUGGCUAGCCCACCAGAAAAACCAGUCGCGAACCCUCCAAAAAAAUCUGGGUGGAGCUGGUUCACGAGCUUUGAGUAUGACAAGGAGAAUGACGAACCAGGCCAUGCACGUAACGUUCUGCUAGUAGUUGCGGCGCUGAUCACUGCUGUGACAUUCCAAGCCGGGGUCAAUCCUCCGGGAGGUGUCUGGCAAGACAAUGGAAAGGGUCACACUGCAGGAAGAGCCAUUUACGCAACUCACCAGGUGCCGUUUUAUGUUUUCUUGAUAUCGAACACCUUGGCUCUUUCGAGUUCAAUCUUCAUAAUCGUAUUGCUUACUCAUAGGUUCCCUUUCCAUUUUGAGGUAAUGAUUGCCACACUUUCUAUGAUUGUGACUUAUGGCUCUGCUGUGUUUGCUGUGACCCCGAAGGAGUCGGUGAAAUUUCGUUACAUAUUGUUCACUGCUGCUCUGCCUUAUGUGUUGAGGUUCUUGUUCCAGUUGUUCAAGAAGAAUAGACAUAAUGUUCGUUUUAGGUGUCAAAACCGAUGUUCCGAUUGCUAAUCUUCUCAUUGUUGUCAGAAUUUGAGGUAUGCUAGUAGGGAUGGAGUUGCUAUAGAUUUAGUUUGUGUGUAAUCUGAAAUCAAUGGAGUUUUUAAGAGUAAGAGGAGGUAGGCCUUGCAAUGUAAUUAUAUCCUCAGCUCAGAGUCUAUGAUUCUCAAAGUAAUCUUAUGUUAUUAAAUUUUAGAUCUGUAUUUUGAUCAAA
Rosa chinensis is the source of this 877-nucleotide messenger RNA. RefSeq lists its product as uncharacterized. Lineage: Eukaryota; Viridiplantae; Streptophyta; Magnoliopsida; Rosales; Rosaceae. The record is from RefSeq and is a predicted model, not a curated record. Bases 136 to 675 code for a protein of 179 amino acids. The transcript has a single exon.